UGUGUGUGUGUGUGUGUGUGUGUGUGUACACGGCUGUGAGCUUGUGAGCUUCCUCUCCCGGCACUGUGCAGGCAGCGCCGGCGACGUUACUCUCCAAGCAGCCGACAGCAACGCGAGGCAACCGCAGCCUCCGCCCCCUCAGUCUGGUGAUUGGCUGGUUUUGCUCAUCAUUUCCCUGCUAGGGAAAGGGAAGGGCCAGUGACGCCCCCGAACCCAGCUGCAGAAGCGGCCGCCACCUCCGAUGCACAAGGUGUCUCAUCUGAGAAGAAACCUGAGCCCCAGGGAGGAGGCGCGGAGCGACCGGGGCAGGGCUGGCGCGAACCAGGAGGCAGAGCGCUGGGCAGCGCUCAAGGACCAGCGGAGCUCGGCCGCAGAGGACCCUUGCGACCCGCUCCUGAGAUCCCGGCUCCACACUCUCCUCGAAUUUUACAGAUUUCCCCCGGCGACUUAUCUCCCCAAAACGGAGCCUUUAUCCCAAGAGAAGGUGAGGGAGCUGGGGCAACCAGGACUUUCCCGGGCACCCAAGAUGCGCUCCAUUAGGAAGAGGUGGACGAUCUGCACGAUAAGUCUGCUCCUGAUCUUUUAUAAGACAAAAGAAAUAGCAAGAACUGAGGAGCACCAGGAGACGCAACUCAUCGGAGAUGGUGAACUGUGUUUGAGUCGAUCACUUGUCAAUAGUUCUGAUAAAAUCAUUCGAAAGGCUGGCUCUUCAAUCUUCCAGCACUCUGUAGAAGGUUGGAAAAUCAAUUCCUCUUUGGUGCUGGAAAUAAGGAAGAACAUUCUUCGUUUCCUAGAUGCAGAACGAGAUGUCUCAGUGGUCAAGAGCAGUUUUAAGCCUGGUGAUGUCAUACACUAUGUACUCGACAGGCGUCGGACACUAAAUAUUUCUCAGGAUCUUCACAGCCUCCUACCUGAAGUGUCACCAAUGAAAAAUCGCAGAUUUAAGACCUGUGCAGUUGUUGGAAAUUCUGGCAUUCUGCUCGAUAGUGAAUGUGGAAAGGAGAUUGAUAGUCACAACUUUGUAAUAAGGUGUAAUCUAGCCCCUGUGGUGGAGUUUGCUGCAGAUGUGGGAACUAAAUCAGAUUUUAUUACCAUGAAUCCAUCAGUUGUACAAAGAGCAUUUGGAGGCUUUCGGAAUGAGAGUGACAGAGAAAAAUUUGUGCAUAGACUUUCCAUGCUGAAUGACAGUGUCCUUUGGAUCCCUGCUUUCAUGGUCAAAGGAGGAGAGAAGCACGUGGAGUGGGUUAAUGCAUUAAUCCUUAAGAACAAACUGAAAGUGCGAACUGCCUAUCCAUCAUUGAGACUUAUUCAUGCUGUCAGAGGUUACUGGCUGACAAACAAAGUUCCCAUCAAAAGACCCAGCACAGGUCUCCUCAUGUAUACACUUGCCACAAGAUUCUGUGAUGAAAUUCACCUGUAUGGAUUCUGGCCAUUCCCUAAGGAUUUGAAUGGAAAAGCCGUCAAAUAUCAUUACUACGAUGACUUAAAAUAUAGGUACUUUUCCAAUGCAAGUCCUCACAGAAUGCCAUUAGAAUUCAAAACAUUGAAUGUGCUACAUAAUAGAGGAGCCCUGAAACUAACAACAGGAAAGUGUGUAAAGCAAUAAAGCACAUUUGAAAACAUACAAACAAACUGAAUAUGCACUUCUUUUCUGAAGAUGCUUCCUAAGAUUUGAAAAUAGGAUCCAGAACAAGACUGAGUUUCAGUAUCCACCAAUUAUCUGAAAGGUGAUAAAGGACAUUUAUGAGAAAUCCGCUACCAGCUGAUGAAAUACCUGCAAAGUGCUCUAAAAAACAUAUUUCGACUUCAAGGGUCCUAGUAAGUGCCACUUCCACUAAGAACACAGUUUGAAUGUAUAAUCAGUAGUGUUUACAAGAUCCAACAAUGCACUUGUCAUUAGUUAAUGAGGCAAAUAUGUUCAUCACUGUUGGGCUGCCACGGCAACGCCAAGCACAUUAGAAGAGUAACCCAGCCCUGGGGAUUAAAUCAUCCUUGUCAGAAGAAAUCAAGAUGGAAAUAGUUGGAGCAGUGAAAUCCAUAAGAUUAAACAACUCAAGUAAAUGCCUUCAGUCAGGACUCUGAGUCUGAUCAUGAAUUUUAUGUUUUUGUUUUUGUUUUUGUCUUCUGGAAUCUCUUUUGGUUUGGGUAUUGGGUGCUUAGAAAUCCUUUCUGAGAUAAAGAUGAAUGAGAUAAAUAACCUUCAAGAAAUCAUUUUUAAAGUUCUUAUAUUUUUAAAGAGCAAUCACACAAUGACUUUGUAAAAACGUUUUAUUUUGCACAACUCUAAACCUCCAGAGUUUUUCCCGUGGUGUAGAAGGUACCAGCUAAACUGUGCCACUCAGUAAUCUUGAGCCAUUCUAAAGGAAAGAUGUUCAAUGUCAUCUGAGAUGGUAAAAUUAGCAGGAAAAAAAAGUACUUUUGGUACCAAAGAUUAUACUGAUGUUUCUACACAACAAACCAUUCUCCUUUCAUGAAAAUAAUAUAUUAAUAUAUUAUGAUGCUACUAAUACAGAAGUUGUCUUUAAAUAUGUUGAAUUUUUCAAACUCAAACUUUAUUUUUAUUUGAAGAAGACUUCCAUAACUUUUACAUUUCAUAAUAAUUUUCUGGAAGCAUUUUGCCCUUUAGGAUAAAUGUCAGACUGAUAGGGCUGAAAUCUGACUUCCAGUUCUUUGAUAUUCCCCUUAUUACUCAAAUGGAAAGAUUGGCAUUCUCUUUACAUUACUGUUAAGUUUUCUUAGUGCAGAAAUAACGUGAUUAAUAGAAUGCUGUUUCCAAAACAGGGAUGAUUACUUUUAAGAGGUUUAAUAAUGAAACUGUGUCAGCAUUUUGCACUUCAAGUGAAUGAAAUUGACCAAUAUUUUCUCUGUGGUUAAAUUUAUUCACAGUACUACAUUAAUGUGUUUUCAAAGAAGCACAUGAAAUUGUUAAUAAAGUGAUUCAAAAAGUUUUAA
Molecule: messenger RNA, 2952 nt
Organism: Leopardus geoffroyi (Geoffroy's cat)
Lineage: Eukaryota; Metazoa; Chordata; Mammalia; Carnivora; Felidae
Gene: ST8SIA4
Product: ST8 alpha-N-acetyl-neuraminide alpha-2,8-sialyltransferase 4
Biological process (GO): oligosaccharide metabolic process; N-glycan processing
Molecular function (GO): alpha-N-acetylneuraminate alpha-2,8-sialyltransferase activity
Source: RefSeq, a predicted model, not a curated record